AUUUUAAUACCAUGAAAAGUAUCAUCAAACAGUUAUAUAUUAUUGAUUUAACUCUCAGUUAAUACGUCACAUACUGAAAUGAAUAAACCAAUUCAUCGACCUGUUCAAUCCCUCUUUUCGACAUCCAGCGGAUUUAACAACUUUCGUGGUCUGUUAAAUCUGGCUGCCUUUAUACUUGUCAUCUCAACAUCUAGAAUGGCAUUAGAAAACAUUAUCAAAUAUGGAAUCAUCAUGGAUCCAUUUUCAUGGAUUCGUUUUCUUUUACAAGCUCAACAGAAAUGUGCGGUAAUUGGGUUAUUUGGUUGUACUAAUGUUUUUAUUAUAUUCGCUUGGUUAGUUGAACGUGCAACUGUUCGUGGUUUAGUUGGUGGUAAAUUUGCAAUGGUGCUUAUUGGUUGGAAUUUAUUUUGCCUGCUCACCUUCCCGACCAUCAUGAUCUUAUCAAUGGAUUUUAGUCCUUUGUUUAGCGCUCCUGUGCUUGGAGUGUACACUAUUGUUUUUCUGAAACUAUUUUCGUAUGCUGCUGUUAAUCGGUGGUGUCGCGAAUCAGAUGAAGACGGGGAUUGCAAUGUAGAUGUGGUUUUGGGUGUAUUGGGAAAGUCGAUACCGAAAUCAGCUCCCACUCAUAAUGCCCAUAUCAGCAAACCUGAGAAUUUGAAUCCAAAACCUAUUAACAAUAAUGUUAAUUCUCAUCAAUUCGAUGAUUAUUCUGAGACGAUUAAUAAAUACAAUUCAGUCAAUGAAUCUUCGGAAGAAAAUCAUGUAUUCAAGCGAAAAUGUUCUCUAGUGUUAGAGCAUCCAGAUAUUAACUUUCAAGAAAAUGGAGUGAAUACUAACGCAGAGAGCAAAACCAAUGACUUGCGAUUAGAAAAUGAAAACAACUCUGAAGUCACACAUGAAGCUACCCGAAAUAGAAAAAAUAAAAUUCCAAAUUUUUCUCCGAAUUCGAUGACUUCGGAAAAUAAUGCAAAAUCAACAAAGCAUCUUAGCCAAUUACAUAUGAAACAUAAAAGUCAAUUUAGAAAAUCUCAACAUUCAAGGCUUAGUGUAUGUGAAAGCAAGGAUUACAAUAGUAUUAGCUCAGACCCAGUUGAAUUAGAAGUAAAUGUAUUGGUACACGAUGAAACUUGCAUGAAAUUUAGUCGUAAUUUAUACGUUACUUAUCCAAAUAACUUGACACUAUGGGACAUAUACUAUUUCAUCCUUUCACCAACAUUGUGCUACGAAUUAAACUUCCCGCGCACAAUGACAAUAAGGAAACAGUUUCUGUUCAAACGUGUCUUCGAAUUGAUAUUCAUUCCCCAACUUAUACUCUGCUUGAUUCAACAAUGGAUUUUACCUAUACUGUCAAACAGUUACGUCCCAUUCACAGAAUCAAGAUUUAGCUUGAUUGUUGAACGUUGUUUGAAAUUGGCCAUACCAAAUCAUCUCAUAUGGUUACUGUUUUUCUACCUUGCAUUUCAUUCCCUAUUAAAUGUAAUUGGAGAGGUUUUAUACUUUGGUGAUCGAUUCUUUUACAGCGAUUGGUGGAAUGCGGAAUCUGUGCCAGCGUUUUGGUCAAAAUGGAAUAUUCCUGUCCAUCGUUUUGCUAGACGGCAUAUAUACAUACCCCUUUUACGGUCAGGGUUCAGCCGCUUCCAAGCUGGUUUAGUUGUUUUCAUGAUUAGUGCAUUUUUUCAUGAAAUACUUGUUUCGAUUCCAUUGAAAAUGCUACGAUUCUGGGCCUUCUUUGGUAUGCUAAGUCAAGUACCAUAUGCCUACAUAGUUUCACGCUUAUUCCCUAAUGGUGGUCAAGGUGGUAACUUAGCUGUGUGGCUUACGUUAAUAAUUGGUCAACCAUUAGCUAUUCUCGCUUAUUUCCAUGACUAUUUUAUAAUACAUUAUAAUGUUGGUGGAAUAUAAACAGCUAUAGUCAAUAAGUGAGUAAACGAGAUUUUUUAUUGUUUGGUUUUUCGUGAUAUCAUUUCCUUACUCGUUGCACAGUGAAGAUUUAUCGAUUUAAUUAGAUAUUUACACUUACCUAAUAUUUUCUUUAUCAAUAUUGUUUUUCUGAUUAUUAAUUAAUGAGAUAGUCAUUUUUAAUGUUGAGUAGUUUGUCGAUUGAUAACUGUUAACUUCAUAAAAGUGAUUGCCUGGAUAUUGAUUAUCCUCUCUGUGCAAUUAGGCUUUCUUGCCUAACUUUUUUUUGCUUAUCAUUUCUUCUGAUCCUCGCUGUUUUCUUUAUUCUUCUUUACAAGUAUUACUAAAGCAACGAAGAAGUCUUGUUAUUAAUCUAAUUUUUUUCCUCUAUUCUCAUCAUUGUAAUUUGAUUUCCAUUUCAACUGAAUUCUUACUUUUAAUGUAAUUACGAUCAUAUUGUCGGUCCAGUGUGUUUAAUUGAUUCGCCAUCUGUAUAAUUGUUAACUAUUUAUAAAUAUGUGCAAGAUUUUGUUAGACAUAAUAUCCAGUUUCAUUCUUAACACAUUAAAGUUUGUGAACAAAAAGUUCAUAUUUGUAGGUUGAAUUCAUGGCAUCAAUGCCUUCAGAUACGAAAGAUAAAGAAGUAAAAACGUUUUUCAUUCCAUUUGGAACUAUCUGAAAUGCUUGUAAGAACUUUCGUCUUAAUUCGAAUGGACAGUUUCAGAGUAAUUGGGUCCCUAGUUAAUGUGAGACAUUAAAAAGGAAAUCAUAUAAAAAUUCUCAUUGAUUAAAGUUAAAAUAAAUCCAAAUGUUUCGCUCGACAUUCUAGUUCAUGCUUUUUCAAGGGGAAUAAUCAAACAUCAAAAUGAUCGAACAUUAAUAUAUGAUUCUUGAAUUAACUGUGUACUAAAUAAAUCCUCCAGUCAUGUUAACAAUUCUGAAUGGGGAAUUUGUUGUAGUGCUGGUAUGAGUCAUUUAGUGUGUGAAGGGAAAUCUUGAUAAGAUAAGAAGUGUAGUUGUAUGUAAACAUGAUGGGAAAGAAUUAAUUGGGUAUAUAUUGCAUCAGGGUGUGAAUUUAUUUAUCCGUCUUUUAUUCUUGGAUAAAAGUAUGAUAUCAGGGAUUUUCGGACAUUUUUCGUCCUUUUGGUGAGAUUAUUGAUGUAUGUAACAUCAUAAUUUCACUGGGGAUUUUUUGUUCAUCGUUUAAAGCUAUUUGCAUGUGCCCUCCUAUGAACUCGUCUCUGUAGCGCACCCAAGCUUGACGAUGAAUGAAGCAAGAAAACUGAGAGUUCGAGCUUGAAAUGAGAUUUUUAGUGCAAUUCUCCUCUUAUUUGUGGCACUCGACCACUAACUUCCAUGGAAGAUCUCUGAAAAUGCUUAAUACCACACACAUAUUGAGAAUUUUAAAAAAUCCAUGCCCUACAAAUUCACAGACAGGUAUUCUCUCUCGACUUCAAGUGACAGUUGUUGAUAAAACUGGGCAAUCCGACAGAUAUUAUAGUGAAUAGACUUUAUCAUAGCAAAUAUAGAAUGAAAAUAAACAAACAAAUAAUUAUAAAUCGUUGUCCUAAACUAGCUAGUUGUUUAUCGCAUCUCCAAAAAAUUAACUGAAUACAACAAAUUAGAAGUAGUAAUGUGAAAUACAAAUUGAUUAAAUAUUACCUGCUAUGGCACAGCUAAUUUUAUGCCAUCCCUAAUUCAUAUUGUUUGGGUUCACCCACAUAUGUAGGACUUCAACUGUCAAUCUUUCUUUUUACGAACUAAAACCGUUUUGAAAGAUUCCUAUUCCGUUGAAGUCAACUGUAUGUUCAGAUUGUAUUGAAUGUAUCGCCGACUUGUUUUAUAGUUAUUUUGAAGUCUUCUGAUGAGUUGGGAAUAUGCUUCAAGUAAAUCUUGCUCUUUGUUCGUCGAGAGUAAAAUUGUGUUAAUGUUAUUGUAAAGUUUAAUAACGUUCUAUUUUCAGUUCUUACCAUUUGUUCAAAUUUUGAAGCUAAUUAAAACUUAACAAUUCGCUCACUUCUAUUUUGACAUGUUUUGCAGACUCUAAUUUACAAAUACAUCCUAAUUAGUUACAUUGGUUUAUGUAUAAUAUUGAUGAACACCUCAGUAGUAGUUAAAUAUAUGCCAUAAAAUCUGUUCAUACAUAUCGAACAUUCAAAUUAAUGCAUUCUACAUUCGACCUUUCAUAAAACCAAAUAUUCGUUCCUAAUAUUUCACAAGUACGGAAACUGAUUCUCUUGUUAUUUAUUUUUGCAGAAAAUGA
Schistosoma haematobium is the source of this 4162-nucleotide messenger RNA. Its product is annotated as Diacylglycerol O-acyltransferase 1, variant 2. NCBI's taxonomy places the organism in Eukaryota, Metazoa, Platyhelminthes, Trematoda, Strigeidida, Schistosomatidae. The transcript has 9 exons. Bases 79 to 1902 code for a protein of 607 amino acids. Gene Ontology annotation, cellular component: endoplasmic reticulum membrane. Gene Ontology annotation, molecular function: diacylglycerol O-acyltransferase activity. Gene Ontology annotation, biological process: triglyceride biosynthetic process. The record is from RefSeq and is a predicted model, not a curated record.